Messenger RNA from Lycium ferocissimum, 2862 nucleotides. RefSeq lists its product as uncharacterized. The record is from RefSeq and is a predicted model, not a curated record. The coding region runs from base 1713 to 2627 and encodes 304 amino acids. Gene Ontology annotation, molecular function: protein binding. NCBI's taxonomy places the organism in Eukaryota, Viridiplantae, Streptophyta, Magnoliopsida, Solanales, Solanaceae. The transcript has 3 exons.
UGAUUGAGGGUUCUUCUUUUUUGGUCAUUUGAAUAUUGGAUUGGUUAACAGUGCUUUCAUCCAAAUAACAAAUGACGUGCUAUCAAACUCAGUCCUCUCAGAUUGCUGCUCCCUUUCCCUUCUUUUUCCAUCACUUCGUUCAUCCUUUUUGUCUCCUGUUUUUCUUGUGAUGAAUUGUUAGCCAGUAGACACUGCUAUGUGUUCUCCUCUUCUUGCUCUCUUCGGUUUAUCCUUAUUAAAAGAAUUUGAUGACGUUGCUGGGUUUAUAAGGACUUGGUUACCAAAUCAUAAUAAUUAUCGAAAUGAAAUAAUUUGAUUGCUGAAUUUGCAAGGAUUUUAUAAAUGAUGCAGAGCUUGGUUGCUAAUGGUUGAUGGUGGCGAUAUCAAGUCAUGAUAGGGGUAAAUGCAGAGGUUAUGGAUGUGUAAUCUUUGGAAAAUUAAUGAACUAAGGUGGAAAUAAAUAGGCAUGAUAGAGGUAGUUACGGUGAAUUUAUGUAUGUGCUGUAAAGUUGCUACUGCGCUGAAGGAAGACUAUAGGCAGAGGCUGAUGUAGAAUUUGAAGUGUAUGGUUACCCAACAAUCUCAAAUUAAUAUACAAUAAUAAACAAACAAAGGAACUAGUACUAAAGUUCAAUAUAUAUUUAAAGAAUAACAAACCACUUAAAACACAUAUAUGAAAAAGACGCAGACAAAAACUGUGGAUCUCUAACUCUGACAAGCGACAAAUAUUAUGUAUUAUUUUUGCAAGAUGUGGGUAAUGACAAUACACAAUAGUUAGAAAAAUUAUUGAAUAGAACAAUAUAAGAAGAAAACAAAAAUAAAAGAAUGAAGAAGACAAUGAAGAAUCUAAUAGCAAAGUGGCAACGGCAAAAUGAAGAAUAGGGAAGAACCUGCAUGGGGUAUUUUGUAGAAACAAGAGUAAAAAAGGUUGAGUUCAAGGGUAUUUGAACCCUCAUCAUUUAUAGGACAGCAGCUUAAAUGGGUUCCUCGUUGCCGCUGAACCAUCAACCAGUUUUGGCACUGGGUCCGAGAUACAACUAUUAUAGCUUUAAUAGGUUUUUCAAUAUACCAGACACCCUACAUUCGCCCCUGAAUAUAGGUCCUAUAGUGAAUUUUUCCCCAACGCUUUUGUCUAGUGGUAAAACCGCAAUGACGAUCUGUGGAUUAGGUUUACAUCACGGGUUUGUGCCCCACCGUAGUCAAAAGCCUGGUAUUUAAGUGAAGAACGGUAGAGGGGCGGGUCCAUUGUCUACUAAGCCUUGAACCACACACUACUGGUCCUCAGGGAUUCCUUAUUUAUCAAAAACAAAAUGAGGUCCUAACAUGAAUUUCUUUCCUUUUCCAAUAAAGCAAUAAUUUCUCAAAAAGUUAAGGUUAAGGGCCCACAACAGAGCAGUAUAAUCUUUUGGUCCAUCAGAAGUAUUCUUGGUAGUUUUUGUUUGUCAUUCGCUUCCAGUCAUCUACAUUUCUGUUACCAAAUAUUUUUAGGUCUGAGAUUUCAUCAAUUUCCGCCUGGUAGUGAUGAUAUUUCACUUCCUGUUGCUCUUCUUCUGCUGCUGCCACUGUUGUUGUUUUGCUGUCAUUCUUUCUACCCAUAGGAAUUUGAAUACACUUAAAAUUCUAAGCCCCUCAUAAUUGCCAUUGUGCUAAUUAUGUGUUCCUAAUCCCCUCAUUCCUCAGUUAUAUUAAAUUAUAAUCAGUUUAGCCUCCAAAUGUGUUCCCUGGGCUGCUCGGACUGCUGCACCAGAGUUGUUGAAUGCGACAAUUUGGUCUUGGUUAAGGCUGAAAGUUUAGCGGUUGCCUUGUUACAAUCCUAUAAGGAAUUGUGGUUGAAUUUUGGUCGAGGAUAUGUCUACAGUUGUGCAUCUGGACGCAUUGAGUUUAGAGGAUCCAUAGCUUCAGGUCAUUCCAAUAUCAAUGGAGUUCAGAUUGAUCACUGCCUUCCUUCACCUUCUCUAAUGCAACUCAAUGUAGUUUCAACUGGCAGAAUUAAAGUAGGGUCUGGAUAUUUUCCUGGACAUGGUGCUUUUGAUUCAAGAAGUGGAACUUUCACACCUUUUAGGCAAGGCCCCCAUUCACAUUCACUGAGACCAUGCCAGGUCAUGAGUGAGGAUUCCGAAGGAACUUUGAGCGGUGAAAACAUUUUGCUAGAUGAGGAAACCUUGGCGAAGGAUUUAAAGACUGCUAUUAAAGAGGAGAACUAUGCCCGAGCAGCAAAAAUUAGGGAUAGCCUCCGACUUCUCCAGGAGGACAGUAAGGCCUCUGUACUAGCAGCAAACGCUCGCUUUUACAAUUCUUUCAGAAAUGGAGACUUAGCUGCAAUGCAAACCCUCUGGUCAAAGAAUGAGAAUGUUUGCGUUGUGCACCCUGGUGUUAGUGGCAUAACUGGCUAUGAUCUCGUAAUGGGAAGCUGGGAGUUUGUAUGGGCAGAAUAUGAUUUCCCACUUGAUAUCGAGAUUAGGGAUGUUCAAGUUCACGUUAGAGGUGAUAUGGGGUACGUUACAUGCAUUGAGAUGGUUAGAACUAAAGGCAGCAGCUGGGGAAAACAAUUCGCUACAAAUGUUUUCGAGAAGGUUGAUGGGCAAUGGUUUAUGUGUAUUCAUCAUGCAUCGUACAUCGACUUGUAAAAUGUUAACAAUAAAGCUCUUGUAGAGGUUGUGGAUAUCGAAUGAGUAUGUUAGGCGCAGAAAGUUUAAAAUCUCGGCACAAAAAUUUUGUAGCUUUUCUUCUACUAUAGUUGUUGUGACCUAUUAUUUUUGAAUUAAAACACUAUGGUCUUUGUCUCUUUGUGUUGUAUCUCAAAAAUUGAGCAGUGUAUGAUUGACCUGGUCAGGUUUGGAUUAAUGCAGAUUGGUUUAUUCA